GCAGGCUUCGAAUAAAAAAAAAGUCCAAACAAAAACAUGGCGGACGAAGAUUUGGAAGAUGGUACUUGCUCACCAACUUGGAGCGAUUUGGAUGGUGUUUCUGUUUGUACUACGCCAGAAAUUCCAAGUGAGCAGCAAAAACAAACAACCAAGGAAAGCUACGAUGAAGAUAAGUUUACAAAUGAUGGAGAAUUUCUAGAGGGAAAUACACCGGAAAACUACGACGAUAAUAUUUUGAGAGAUGAUUCUGAUAGCGACAUAAGACUAGAACCUAUAUCAUCUGAAAAGGAUGGUAAACAAUUCGCGGCUUUAAUACAUGAAGAGUCAGAUAGCAGGACAUACGGUUACACAUCAAAUGGGACGCCGCUAUCUUUCGCCGAAGAAAAAACUGAUGCUACGAACAAGAGUGAACAAGAACCUAUUUUAGUUUUACCAGAUUUAAAUGGCGAUGAUAUCAACAACAUCGCAGAAAAAGAUAUACCGCGACUUCUCUCAGAUCCAGAAGGCACGGAAUUCAGGCAUAGACAUGUCAGCGAAAAGGUGCCACAUGUCGAAGAGCUUCCACAAACCCCAGAGGUUAACCCGCCAUUAGAGCAAGGCCAAACAGCUGUGCGAACUGAGAAGCCACUGAGGGAAGACCGGUCAAACAGAGGUCUUUUAGUCCCAAAGCACAGCCUAAAAAAUCUUUCAUUUUUAAAGUAUUUUGUGGAUGAAGUAUGUCGAGGGUAUGUCUUGGAACUUGAUGAGGACAGAUAUGCAGAGAAAAGAGAAAAGGUUUAUACUUUUCUUAAAAUACCAAGAGAAGUUGAAAAGCUCAUGACGUUUGGUUUCAUGUUAUGCCUGGAUUGCUUUGUAUUCAUCUUCACCUUUUUGCCAGUCAGGAUGGUAAUUGCUGUCUGGAAACUCGUAACUGGUUUCUUGCUAUGUAAAAAGACAAGAUUAUUGGAGCCUACACAAAUUUGUGAUCUAUUAAAAGGCUGUAUUAUGAUGGUUGCAUGCCUACUUCUUGAGUAUGUGGACUUCUCUGUCUUGUACCAUAUUGUGCGGGGACAGUCGGUUAUCAAGCUUUAUGUCAUUUACAAUAUGCUAGAGGUUGCUGAUAGAUUGUUCUCGUCAUUUGGCCAAGAUAUCCUCGAUGCACUUUUCUGGACAGCAACAGAACCCAGAGACAGAAAAAGGCAACACAUAGGCACACUGCCACACUUUGCACUUGGAGUUUUCUAUGUGUUUCUUCAUGGCGUCCUUGUGCUGUUCCAAGCAACCUGCCUUAAUGUUGCUGUUAAUUCCCACAAUAAGGCAUUGCUUGUCAUCAUGAUAUCCAACCAGUUUCUAGAGCUGAAAGCAAGUGUUUUUAAAAGAUCUGAGAAAAACAACCUUUUCCAGAUGGCAUGUAGUGAUAUAAGGGAGCGGUUCCAUUAUCUUAUAUUGGUUACUAUUGUUGCUCUGAGGAAUUUAACAGAGUUCAAUUGGAACAUGGACCACCUUUACAUCAUCAUGCCAUAUCUUCUGGCUACUUUAUCCUCAGAAUAUUUUGUUGAUUGGGUCAAGCAUGCUUUCAUCACCAAGUUCAAUGAUAUUCCAGCUGAGGUCUACAGAGAAUACAGAUCACGUCUUGCACAGGAUGCUACCUCAAGUCGCGAGAAAAAUGCCCACUCGGACCAUUUCGACUUGGUGUCGCGUAGGAUGGGUUUUAUUCCACUACCUCUCGGUGCACUGAUAAUCCGCGUCGUCAAACACUCUAUCCACAUCCACGGAGUCGGAGGAGUCGCACUAGCCAUGUCAACAUACUUCUUUCUUCUUUCUCUCAAGAUCCUGAACAGUAUCGUCUUACUGGGAAAGGCGGCCACUUACGCGACAGAGUUCCCCGCAGAAGACCCCCCUAAGUCCGGACCAGUUCCACCGAUCCCAAACCCUAGAAGUACCCAGGCCCCGCAAUCCAGCGUAGCUUCUUCCCAACAUGCACCAGGGUCCCAGCCAGACCAACAAGGCGGCGGCAAAAGCCAAAAUGGCGGCAACGGGAACCGAACAAAAACACUGGCUGAGAUCGACCGGUACACCCUGUGUAGCAAGGAAAUCGUAAUAUUUUAAGUCUAAAAAUUGGACUGUGAUAUUCUUGAGUGUAGACGUGUGAAGUUGGUGUGUGGUGACGCCAUCCACACAAGACUCAAUUUUAAGAAAGUUUAAUUGACGUGAAAAUUUGGACAGGAUUAUCCCACCACUAAUAGCUUACAUAACAGUAACUUGGGAACCAUUUUUGAUGUCACGCCAAGAAUUAAAAAAAAACGUUUUAUGCACAGUCCAUUUACGGAUCACGAAUCGAGAAUAUCAUCGGAAAUAUUGAGAUAUAAUAAAAUAUUAAUUUCUUUAUCAUGGGCACUAAAAGUCCUAAUGCUGUCGAGUCUGUAAGUUUUUUAAAUACCGUUGUAGGCCUGUGACCUUGAGUUGUUUGUAAGAGUGAGGGUUUCCUAAAAAGGUUUUUAUGCCGGUAGUUUUGAGAUGCCGCUAGACCCAACGUUUCGCAUGAUAAGUAACAAGUAAUGAGCUAUAGUAAUGAGUACGAUUAUUUCUCAUUAUGUUAGCGGUUAUUUAUUACGGGCCGCUAAUUGCGCCGUUGUCUGUACUCUUCCUUAAAUGAUGCCGCUAACGACGAGCGAAAAGUCAAAGCUUGUGUCUAGACGGGGACUAAACGCCGAAAGCGAGCCGUGUUACGUCGGUAUUUCUUAAUUAAAAAGCUGCAAAGUUUGUCAGUAGUUCAUUAUUUAAAGCAGGAGAGUAAGUAUUUUAAUAUUUUAUCAGAAUAUUAUGGCGGUAGCUGAUUCCAUUAGGCGUGUACUGAAAGUUUUUUUUAAACACGUGUUCUCACAGUUGAUUGCAUCUACCGUUAUUAUAAACUCAAUCAAAUGUUGCUGUAUUUUACUCAUACAUAGAAAAUAGCGUAAUUUCAAAACCCUGAUAUCUUAUCCUAUAGAUAUAUUUUUGUGGGUUAAAGGUGUAAACAAAACACGUUUAUUCGACUUAAAACAAGUGACCUAAGGAAUAUAAUUUGAUUUGAUAUAGAAUGACAAAAUUACUUGUGUGUUAUAAUGACGAAAUAAAAUUUAAAAGACGGA
This is a messenger RNA of Nematostella vectensis (starlet sea anemone), 3110 nucleotides long. Its product is annotated as transmembrane anterior posterior transformation protein 1 homolog. The transcript is spliced from 14 exons. Bases 37 to 2088 code for a protein of 683 amino acids. Gene Ontology annotation, biological process: positive regulation of cilium assembly; maintenance of protein localization in endoplasmic reticulum. The record is from RefSeq and is a predicted model, not a curated record. Gene Ontology annotation, cellular component: ciliary basal body; endoplasmic reticulum membrane. Lineage: Eukaryota; Metazoa; Cnidaria; Anthozoa; Actiniaria; Edwardsiidae.